Molecule: messenger RNA, 1063 nt
Organism: Alnus glutinosa
Lineage: Eukaryota; Viridiplantae; Streptophyta; Magnoliopsida; Fagales; Betulaceae
Product: (+)-neomenthol dehydrogenase
Exons: 4
Coding region: 77-994 (305 amino acids)
Cellular component (GO): membrane
Source: RefSeq, a predicted model, not a curated record
GCAUACAGAGCAAAUCCCUCCCUUCCAUACAAGUAUACAACAAAUUAACUGCACCAUUUUGUCUAGCUUCCAAGCAAUGAACUCCUCUAAAGAACCGGAGGCCCCUUUUCCGUCUCCGAAUUCCCUCCCCUCAACCAGGUGGUGGUCGGAGGAGACGGUGGCUGUAGUGACCGGAGCGAACAAGGGAAUUGGGUUUGCGCUGGUGAAGCGGUUGGCAGAAGUGGGACUGACUGUAAUCUUAACUGCUAGAGACGUAGAGAGAGGGAGCACGGCAGCUCAGGCACUGCGAACCCAAGGAUUUCACGUACACUUCUUUCGCCUUGAUGUCUCCGACCCUGCUUCAAUCAACACCUUCGUAUCAUUGUUCCAGAUCAAAUUUGGAUCCUUGGAUAUCCUCGUGAACAAUGCCGGUGUGACAUUCAAUGAGAUCAAUGAGAAUUCAGUGGAGCAUGCAGAGACGGUGAUCAGAACCAAUUUUUAUGGAGCCAAAUUACUCACUGAGGCUCUCCUGCCCAUGUUUCGUCGCUCGCCUUCUACAAGCCGGAUUCUUAAUAUUAGCUCUAGACUUGGCUCACUAAACAAGCUGAAAAACCCUAACAUAAAAAAGAUACUAGAGAGAGAAAAUUUGUCGGAGGAGCAUAUUGAGGGUGUGGUGGGUUUGUUUCUUGAAAAUGUAAGGAAUGGAACGUGGGAGAGGGAAGGGUGGCCGGAGUUAUGGACAGACUAUGCAGUGUCCAAGCUUGCACUGAAUGCAUACACAAGGGUUUUGGCAAAGCGGUACAAAGGGUGUGAUAUUAGUGUGAAUAGCUUCUGUCCUGGCUUCACUCAGACGGCUAUGACUCGUGGUAGGGGCAACCAUACUCCGGACGACGCGGCCGAUGUUGGGGCGAGGCUGCUCUUGCUUCCACCGGAGCUCCUGCCAACUGCUCAAUUUUUUCUAUGGGGUGGCACACCCGGUAGUAGUAGUACUACUAUUGUUCACGCAAAACUCUAAUUAAUAUUGAUUAAUUGUCUGUGUUUUUUGUUUUAAAUAAAUAUUAUCAUGCAUGAAGUAUAAUUCCUA